Messenger RNA from Aureobasidium uvarum, 3330 nucleotides. The record is from the annotation of a GenBank genome assembly. Lineage: Eukaryota; Fungi; Ascomycota; Dothideomycetes; Dothideales; Saccotheciaceae.
AUGGACGAACGACCGAAUAAGAAGAGACGCUUCUUCGUCGACAAAAACUCGACCCAGGAUGCUUCAUUUGCCUCCGAUCCUUCUGGCCCAGAUGAAAUCAAUGCACUUCCUGAGAACGACCAAGACACCGCCACUGCUAUACAACCAGGACAAGCAUCAACGAUUUCGAGUGUCAACCGCUUCGAUUCAUCUCUCUUUCAAGCCUUUGUCGGCAAUGACGCCCCUCUAGCGACCAUCCAUGCUCUACAGCGUAUUUGCGGCAACGAUGUCGAGCGAGCCGUCAACAUGUACCUGGAUGGCUCAUGGCAGAACCACCCUUUGAUCUCCAAUGCCCCUUCACCCGCCUCACAUCCCAGCCGACCAAAAGUCAAGGACUCGCCGUCCGCCUCUACACAAAAGAUAGAUCUGCCAAAAGCCAAUCUCGCCGCCAUGCCGACCAGGAGAUAUAUCGGUGCCUUGGGUGUUGUUGGUUGGACUACCCGUAGUGGUACUGGCAUUAUCACGUCCGGAGAAUUGGUCAAGAUUGAAAGAGCUAGGCCGUCACAGCAAAAGGUUGGAAAGGGAGGCAAGUCACGAGCCUCAACGCGUCAGGAUGUCAUCGUUCGCUUCACCAAUGCCAAGGGAGAAGAGGUCGGUCGCUUAGAGCAGGACUCUGCCGCCUGGAUAUCUACCCUCAUGGAUCAGAACAUAUGCCACUUUGAAGGCCACUGCAUUUUUGCACCUGAUCGUGUCCGUACCAACGACACUGUCUAUCUCCAGUUGCGAUGCUUCUUUCUCAAGUCAUGCUUUACUGCCGGCAGUUUCAUCAAGCCAUUGGACAAUAACAGAGAAACUGGCAUUUACGAAGCGAAGGAGACUCAGGACGAGAAGGACCUCCGACUGCGCCAGGUCGGUCUUGUGAAGUUGUUCUCAGAGGUCAACCUCCAUCCAUCACGCGCCAACUCUUCGACCGAAAAGCACAAACGAGAGGGCAUUCUGCGCGCUGCUGAGAUGCCUGAGCAAGCCGAGCAGAGUACUGCCAAACCAGCCAAGUCUUCUGACCAGGCUCCAUCGUCCCCUCCUUUGGAUGAUGCUGAAGAUGGCCAAGAACUGGAGCAAGACCAGCUUGACAGCCUUUACAGGAAAGCGCAGUCCUUUGAUUUCAACACGCCCGUGAUGCAACCUGCCGAGACAUUUGUCAUGGAUCUCAGGAAGUACCAAAAGCAAGCUCUGCAUUGGAUGGCAGGGAAAGAGAGAGACCAGAAAUCUGACCACAAAGAAGCCUCAAUGCAUCCGCUAUGGGAAGAAUACAUGUGGCCUACAAAAGAUGCAGACGACGUCCCAGUGCCUCAGGUGGAGGAUCAACCAAGUUUCUACGUCAACCCCUAUUCCGGUGAACUCUCGUUAGACUUCCCUGUCCAGGAGCAGAACUGUCUUGGUGGUAUCCUGGCAGACGAAAUGGGACUAGGUAAAACUAUCGAGAUGCUCAGUCUCAUACACACGCACACGUCAGAAUUUGGCUUGCAAGGCUCGAAGAUGUCAACGGUUAUGGACCUGCCACGUUCGCCUAAGAGCUCUUCUGGUGUUUGUCGCGCGCCGUGUACCACAUUGGUCGUUGCUCCAAUGUCGUUGCUAGCGCAAUGGCAGAGUGAAGCAGAAAAGGCCUCGAAGCCUGGUACGCUGAAGACGUUGGUAUACUACGGCUCAGACAAGAACGUGAACUUGAAGACCUUAUGUUGCGAAGCUAAUGCAGGAUCGGCACCCAAUGUCAUCAUUACGAGCUACGGUACCGUGCUCUCAGAGUACAAUCAAGUCGUUGCCGCUGGUGGUGACAGAGGAUCAAGCGGCGGAUUAUUCUCGAUCGAGUAUUUCCGCGUUAUCCUUGACGAAGCCCAUAUGAUCAAGAACCGUCAGUCAAAAACUGCUCGUGCUUGUUAUGAGAUCGCCGCAGAACACCGCUGGACCCUGACAGGUACACCCAUCGUUAAUCGUCUUGAAGAUCUCUUCAGUCUGUCCAAGGACUAUGUCAGAGCACUGGAUGUCGUCCAAACUGUACUUGAGCCUCUUGUUCUGCGCCGUACAAAGGACAUGAAGACCCCAGACGGAGAGGCAUUGGUUCCAUUGCCGCCGAGAACUAUUGACAUUCAAAAGAUCGAGCUCUCAAAGGUGGAACGAGAUCUCUAUGAUCACAUUUUUGCUCGAGCCAAGAGGACAUUUGCCGCCAAUGUCGAAGCUGGAACACUGAUGAAAUCAUACACCACAAUCUUUGCCCAGAUUUUACGACUCAGGCAAUCCUGCUGUCACCCAACAUUGGUGCGCAGCAAAGGUAUCGCCGCAGAUGAGGAUGACGCCGAGGCUGCAGCAGACAUAGCUAAUGGACUUGCUGAUGAUAUGGAUUUGCAAUCAUUGAUUCAACGCUUCGAGUCCGAGGCUGAAGAGGAGGAUGCAAGUCGCUUUGGUGCCCACGUACUCAAGCAGAUUCAAGCAGAGUCAAACCAUGAGUGCCCCAUCUGUUUCGAGGAACCCAUGGAAGAGCAGUCUGUCACAGGCUGUUGGCACAGUGCUUGUAAGAAAUGUCUUCUCGAGUUGAUUGAAAACGCGACCAACAAGAACGAAUUGCCAUUGUGCUUCAACUGUCGCGAGCCCAUCAACGCCCGCGACAUUUUUGAGGUUAUCAGACAUGACGAUGAAGACGAUGAAGAAGCUGGUGUGGCCAAAGACAAGUUACUAAACAGUUUCGAGGACAUUUACACGGCAACUCAACCUAGCGACUCUGUUGACUCGCAACAACGUCUCCCUCGUGUUUCACUCCGCCGCGUCAAUACCCUCUCCUCAGCCAAGAUCGGUGCUCUCUUGAUUCACCUCAAGCGCAUCAAGAAGGCUUCACCAGCUACAAAGUCGGUCAUCUUCUCCCAAUUCACCUCUUUCCUCGACAUUCUUGAACCUGCUCUCGACGGAGCCUCAAUCCCCUACCUCCGUUUUGACGGCAGCAUGGCCCAAAAAGCCCGCGUCGCUGUACUCACCGAAUUCGCCAACCGCACCAAAGGCUGCGUGCUUUUACUGUCUCUCAAAGCAGGCGGUGUAGGCUUGAAUCUGACGUGUGCGAGCAACGUCUUCAUGAUGGAUCCUUGGUGGAGUUGGGCCGUCGAGUCACAGGCUAUUGACCGCGUGCACCGUAUGGGCCAAACCCAAGAGGUCAAGAUCGUGAGAUUCGUGGUUGAUCAGAGUAUUGAGGAGAAGAUGCUUAGGGUGCAGGACCGCAAGAAGUUCAUUGCUAGUUCCUUGGGCAUGAUGAAUGAGGAUCAGAAGAAGUUGCAGAGGAUUGAAGAUAUCAAGGAGUUGUUGAGUUAG